This is a messenger RNA of Gossypium raimondii (Peruvian cotton), 1200 nucleotides long. RefSeq names its product SPX domain-containing protein 1. The record is from RefSeq and is a predicted model, not a curated record. The transcript is spliced from 4 exons. Bases 479 to 967 code for a protein of 162 amino acids. NCBI's taxonomy places the organism in Eukaryota, Viridiplantae, Streptophyta, Magnoliopsida, Malvales, Malvaceae. Gene Ontology annotation, biological process: cellular response to phosphate starvation.
AAUUUGGGGGCCAAUGCCCAACUUGCAGAUAAGGAAACUUCGAUGCAAGAUAAAUCUUUUCGAAAAAUUGAACUGACGACGAUUGAGGGGUCUAGUUCCUUGGUGGAAAAAGUCAUAAAAACCAUGCUUAACGUGGAUAAUCACUCGGUGGUGGCUUUUGUCGAAAAUCAAAAUCCUAACUUACCGGUGGAUGUGACGAUGGUUAGUGACCAUUUGGCGAUGCCUUUAGGUCUUGAUUCUAGGAAGUUGGUUCAUGUGUAGGGGGCCCAAGCGUAUUGAAAAGCUUUUUAAUAUUUUAAAAGGUAAAAGUGUUAAAUUUAAGAAUAAGGGGUCUGUGCGAUUGCCUAUUUCGAAAGCAAUGAGUUGUAUCGCUGAUGGCAUUGGAAAGGCGAUUUCUCUCUCGGCUAUUGAUUUAGGGGAUGAAAGCAUGUUGGCAGCUGAAGAGGAUAUAGCCAUUGUUUGAGGGAGAGAAGAAGAGAUGAAACAUGGAAAAAGACACAGAGCUGAGAUCGCAAGAAGCUUACCUCAAUGGGAACGCAAGUUUUUGUGUUACAAGGCAUUAAAGAAGAAACUGAAACUGAGACAAGACAUGGGCUUCAGACACUCAUUAGGCAGGGAACUCGAUAAGGUCAAUGACUUUUUCAUUGACAAAGAGGAAGAUUAUAUCAUCCUCUUCAGGGAGCUUGAAAGCAAGGCUGAAAACAUAAAUGGCCAUGAAGAAAUAUUGGAAUUGCUCAAGGAAAUUUUGGCUUUUCAUUCAGAGAUGGUGAUGCUACUCCAUUACAGCGUCAUUAACUUUGCAGGGUUGAUGAAGAUUGUGAAGAAGCACAAGAAACGAGCAGGUGGACGUGUUUGCGCAUCCUACAUGCCCAGGGUUCUGCAACAGCCAUUCUUCUCUACCGAGUUGCUUUACAAUCUCAUUAGGGGGUGUGAAGCUAUACUUGAGCGCCUCUCUCCCCCACAAUGAUCCUUAAUAAAGACCCAUUUUUCUGUAAACUUGGUUUAGCUUUUGAUGGCAUGACAAGUAUUUUACCAGCUAUAGCAAAGGCAUGGCUUAACACGGUUACGGAGCGGAAAGGAAAAUGAUGCUCAUUGCGCUACACAUUGUAUGUUGAUGUUGUUAUUAUAAAUGAUUGAAUAUUCUCCUCUAUCUUUUCUUUUUCUUCAAUUACAAUGCCCAAAUAGAGGUAAUUUUGAGUA